Molecule: messenger RNA, 2199 nt
Organism: Paramormyrops kingsleyae
Lineage: Eukaryota; Metazoa; Chordata; Actinopteri; Osteoglossiformes; Mormyridae
Gene: neil3
Product: nei-like DNA glycosylase 3
Biological process (GO): base-excision repair
Cellular component (GO): nucleus
Molecular function (GO): DNA-(apurinic or apyrimidinic site) endonuclease activity; zinc ion binding; DNA N-glycosylase activity
Source: RefSeq, a predicted model, not a curated record
GCGGGUGUUUUGUAAGGGGAUACUUCCUGGUGGCGCUGAUGCAGUAGUGACAUCUGACUAGUUUGUGAUAACUAAAGUGAUAAAGUUAGUAAAUUGCAAUGGUUGAGGGACCGGGGUGCACGUUACAUGGAGACAACAUCCGAUCGAGAGUACAGAAAGGACAAAAGGUUCAAGAAAUUACUGGAGAUGCGAAAGCAAUCCUAUCAGGAGACGUUUCUCACGCAGCGUCCUUCAGUGUCUUCGGCGGCUGUCAGUACGUCGGCGUGGAUACCCUCGGAAAAGAGCUUUUCUUGUAUUUUGGUCUGCGUGCUCUACGAGUUCAUUUUGGGAUGAAUGGUUCCUUGAGGAUCAACCCCAGUGACAGGAAGGACAGGACCGGGAGGCUGCCCGCCCUGCAGAUCAGUCUCACCAAUGACCUUCUCUGCUUUUUUCAUACCACCGUAGAAAUCAGGCUUGCGGAUGAAUGUGAACAGAAAGUGAGGACCAUGGAGAGCUUAGACGUUUGUUCCCCCAAGUUUAGUUUCUCCAGAGCAAUGGAGGUGUUGGCGAGUCAGAGUAAUCGCAUGCUCUGCGAUGUUCUGUUAGACCAGACUGUCCUCCCUGGUGUGGGAAACAUUAUAAAAAACGAGGCCUUAUUCAACAGUGGUCUUCACCCUGGCAGUAAGGUCAGCCAGUUGACAGAUGGUCAGAUCCGCCAUCUGGUGAAGAUGACUCGUGAUUUUAGUCUGCUUUUUUACAAGUGCAAUAAAUCUGGAUCCAUGCUUCAUAAACAUUAUAAGGUAUACAAACAGCCUCAGUGUGGUCAGUGUAUGGCAAAGAUCACCGUCUGUCGCCUUGGAGAGAAUGGAAGGAUGACAUAUUUCUGCCACAACUGUCAAAACGGGGUUCCUAGCCAGGUUAAUGUUAGCAAACUUCCAUGCAGGAAUUCUUUAAUGGGCUGGGUUUCCAAAGAAGGCCCGGAAUGCAGUGACCAUGUGGCCCCGAAAGAUGAGCAGUGGACAUGUGAACUCUGCACGCUGAAAAACAUGGCCAGUGCGGAGUCCUGUGCAGCCUGCCUGUCACCCCGACCCCAACUUCCCAAAAAGGAGCCAAAAGAGGAUUUUUCAUUCUCCACCAGACAUGUGAUAAAGUACCCCUGCGAUGCCUUUGCCAAGCCGCGGGAGGAACUGAAAGUCAAUCGGAAGGCAACGUUCGGGACUUCGACUCUAAUUUUCACAGAUUGCACUAAAAGAGAACCCUUGACGAGCCCAACUCAUUCCUUUGGGAAAACUCAUCUGAAUUCUUUGGAAAACAGCAAUAUAAACAAGCAAAGCUUUGGUCAAGGGAAAGUAAGUCCCAGAUGUUCUCCGGGUUCGUCGUGUAAGAGAAGCUCUGAGGAAUGUAUGGUCUCCAGUCAACCAUGCAAGAAAAUGAGAAUUGAUCACAAGUCUUCCUCUAGUAACAAACCUCAAUGUGGAAAUCAUAACUUCACAAGCUUUAAUCCUCAGGUGACGCUGACAGACUUUCCCAGCAGCCCUUGCUGCAUCGCUCACCGGCGGCCCUGUGCUCUGCGGGUGGUCAGGAAGGAUGGGAAGAAUAAAGGCAGGCAGUUCUACGGCUGUGCUCUGCCACAGGAAGCGAGGUGCCAUUACUUCGAGUGGGCAGAUCUGCAUUUUCCAACCUGUAACCACGGGAAACGCUGCCUCCUCAGAACAGUCCUGAAACUAGGAGCCAAUAACGGACGGCGCUUCUACGCGUGUCCCUUGGGAGCGGCUAGUCAGUGUGACUUCUUCCAGUGGGUUAAGUAGGGACCUUAAUACUAAGGUAAAGGCAAGGUUGGCAAUUUCUCUCCUAAUGCUAUAGACUUGAGUCAGACAUUUUGAAGAGUAUAUGAAAAGUAUGUGUCUUUCGAGAUGUAACUUUAAUAAAUCAAUUUUAAUGAAGCUAUUUAAACUGAACGGGAAAUGUAAUCUGCUUUAAAUAUUUAGUGAGACAGUAGCACAUUGUAUUGUUUACAGCAAGAACAUCAGUAGCAGAAUUAGCAUGCUUGCUUGUUCUGUUCUGUGUUGUAGUCUUACCCAUUGUAAUCCUAAAUAUUACACGCUGGUAUAAGCGUUUAAACAAACAGCAUAUUCAUUUUCACUGUUUACCGUGGAUGUGUUUUAAUUAGGAAAGAUUCAUUUACCAUCCAAUAAAAACUUUCUCACUAGAGAAGAAUUA